AUGCUUCCCUUUGCUAUCCCUUACCCUCCCGAACAGGCCGAGGGCUUCUGGGGAAUCCCCACGUCGACCAUCGACUGGUGCGAGGAGAACUAUGUGGUGCUGCCUUUCAUAGCCGAGGCCUUGAACACCACCACCAACGCUGUAUUUAUUGCCCUUGCUGGGUUUGCCAUUUUCCAUGCUCACAUCAACCACUUGGAGCUUCGUUUCCAGUUGCUGGCGUUGGGCUUUAUGCUUGUGGGCGUUGGGUCAUGGUGCUUUCACAUGACGCUUAAAUAUGAGUACCAGCUCUUGGAUGAACUUCCUAUGAUCUAUGCCACGUGUAUCCCGUUCUGGAGUGUUUUCUCUGAGUUUAAGGAUAGACGGGGGCUGAUUUUGGUGGGCGUGGGCAUUUUCUCGGCGGCAAACUUGUUGACGGUGAUUUACUUGUACUUCAAGAACCCCACAAUUCACCAGACAGCGUAUGGCUUGUUGAAUGCGGGCAUCAUCUUCAAGUCGUACUCGUUGGCGAAGGACCACGUUCGUGACGAAAAGGCUGCCAAGCAGCUCAAUAGAACCAUGCUUUUGGGCGUGGCGCUUUUCCUUUUUGGCUAUAUCUUGUGGAACUGCGAUAUCCACCUUUGUGCCCAUGUCAGAGCUACGAGAAGAGACUGGGGCAUGCCUUAUGGGUUCGUGCUCGAGGGCCACGGCUGGUGGCACAUUUUCACCGGCACAGGCGUGUACUUCUACCUCGUGUACGAGGAGUACCUCAGAUGCUUCUUGACCAAGACUGAAAAGUUUUAUGAAUUCAGAUGGAUCUUUGGUUUGCCUGUGGUGCAGCUCGUGGAUCCAGAGGGAUUGGUGGCAUUCAAGGCGGCUGAAAAGGAGAAGAAAGCUAUAUAG
Messenger RNA from Candidozyma haemuli, 879 nucleotides. RefSeq names its product alkaline dihydroceramidase (gene YDC1). The record is from RefSeq and is a predicted model, not a curated record. NCBI's taxonomy places the organism in Eukaryota, Fungi, Ascomycota, Pichiomycetes, Serinales, Metschnikowiaceae. Gene Ontology annotation, biological process: ceramide biosynthetic process; ceramide catabolic process. Bases 1 to 879 code for a protein of 292 amino acids. The transcript has a single exon. Gene Ontology annotation, cellular component: endoplasmic reticulum membrane.